AUGAGGGCAGAGGCGGGCCCGGGGGACGAGGAGGAGCGCCCUUGGGACGCGCAGCGCCGGCGCUUCAGGCAGCUCCGCUACCGGGAGGCCGAGGGGCCCCGGGGGGUCUGCAGCCGCCUCCACGCCCUUUGCCGCCAGUGGCUGGAGCCCGAGAGGCGCAGCAAGCGGGAGAUGCUGGACCUGGUGCUCCUGGAGCAGCUCCUGGCCGUCCUGCCCCCGGAGAUGGAGCGCUGGGUGCGGGGCUGCGGCCUGUUUCCUCUUCCUUUUCUCAUCCGUUUCCCCUUUAUGGGAUUCUCACUUCUGUUACAGGUGCAGGAGAAGAUGGUGCAGGAGGGUGACCGUGGAGCAGCUUUUACAGGUGGUGCCUUGAAACCAGUGACGCAUUCUUUGCCCCCUCUUUGUGACAGAGAGAAAGCAGCUUCCAUGCAGCCAGAUCAGGGUCUAGUGACUUUUGAGGAGGUGUCUGUAUACUUCACGGAGGAGGAGUGGGCCCUGUUGAAUCUGGACCAAAGAAGCCUUCACAAGGAAGUCAUGGAGGAAAACCAUCAUAAUGUGGCCUCUUUGGAAGCUGAUGAUCCCCAGAACAAGGUGGAGGGAGAACCAAGGAAGCUGUCAUUGGAUGGGAAAGAGCAGGGAAGAAACACUGGAACAGAACAGAACUGGUGGAAUGAAUCCUGUGCUUCUCAGAGUGCUGAGUCGCAGGUCAUCCCACCAGACCAAGGAAAGAUCAAUUGCCCUGUAUGUGGAAAAACAUUCAUUUAUCAGUCAGUGUUUGAUAGACACUGGAAAAUCCACACAGAGGAGAAACUAUAUGAAUGUUUUGAGUAUGGAAACGCCUUUUCUCAGAAGGAACAUCUUUCGGAAAGCAGAAACAUUCAUACAGAAGGCAAAGCUCAUAAAUGCUUGGAGUGUGGAAAGAGCUUUACUCGAAGUUGA
Molecule: messenger RNA, 936 nt
Organism: Eublepharis macularius
Lineage: Eukaryota; Metazoa; Chordata; Lepidosauria; Squamata; Eublepharidae
Product: zinc finger and SCAN domain-containing protein 20-like
Exons: 6
Coding region: 1-936 (311 amino acids)
Biological process (GO): regulation of DNA-templated transcription
Source: RefSeq, a predicted model, not a curated record